CCCAAAAAAUAGAAACCUACCUGGAGCCCCCACACAGACACACUUGAAGUGAAGCUCAGAAACACCACGACACGCAGAACAUAAGAAAUACAAACGUGUCGGUGACGUUUAAGUGUGAUGUAGAGGGUGAGAGCGAGGUCAGUGGACUGUGACAGAUCUUCACGCUAUCACACCAGGACAGCCUGUAUGUAAAGCAGAUGGAGUUCCUUUGUGUGAGAGGUGACAAUUUAUUAUCAGAAGCAACUGAAGGCAGGCAGAGUAAACAUCUAAACCCAUGGGCCUGAAGAAUUCCCGUCCCCAGUUGUUCCCGGGGGACAUCGUGGAGUAUCCCAGGAACAAAUACUUCUCCCACUUCGGGGUGUACUACGGAGAGAGAGACGGCGUUCCCUACGUGGCUCAUCUGACAUGUCGAGAUUCAGACUCCAAGCUGCCGCUCUUUGGCAGAGCUCUGAGGUCAGAGGUCAAACUGGAUCCACUGGAACUGCUGGGGAAAAAAUACAAGGUCAACAACAUGCUGGACGGCUCGUUCCCGGCCAGAGACUUCCACGCCGUGGUGAAGCAGGCCAUCGACGACAUGAUGGGCCGUGAGGUGACGUUCGACAUCCUGUUUCACAACAGCGAGCACCAGGCGACGCUCUUCAGAUACGGAGUCAAGAAAUCUGAGCAGAUAGAGAGAAUCUAUGAACACAUCAUGCCGGCGUGGAAGAAGCUGUUCGAGAAGAAGGAACUGUGAAAACAGUGGAACCACUGGAGGGCGGCGUUGUUCUCCUGGUCGUCAUCAGUAGCCCGUUCUCUUCAAUCUGCGUACAAAUAUCACAACUUUACACUUUCAGAUUGCGUGCAGUGGAAACGCCAAAGUCCGGGUGACUUAUUAGGAGGAGUCAGGUUGGAUGGAUGGUGGUCAUUAUUUUAAUGGAGAUUUUUACUGUCAUGUCUGUCGUUUUUUGUCAUUUGUACCACAUUUUACUGUUUUAACCCAAACGAUGAUCUUUCACUAAACCCGAACCAAGUGGUUUUUGUGGAUAAACCAAACCAAUGGCAUUAAUUGACACGCAAAAAGGUUAAAAAUGUGGCGUUAAAUUGACAUAUCACCUGCACACAGAAUUAGAUUUCGGCCUAUGCACAGCACACAAUUUGAAAACGUAACGUCGUGUUAUUUGUACGCAGAUUGUGAGACCAGGUUGUCAUUACGUUGUUGAGCAUUAGGGCCAAAAUUUAAGAUUUCACUUAUAAAGUCAUGAUUUUGAGAACAAAAAGUCAGAAUAUUAUUGGAUAACGUUGCAAUAUUAUGAGAAAAAGUUUCCAUAUUUCCAGAAUUAAUAUUUCAUAUGUGAUGAUUGGAUACAGUACAACUUACAAAAUAUUCCAAACAUUUGUGGUUCUGAUACUCUGUCGUACUUCAUAAUAGAGUUUUAUUCUUGUGAUUGUUGUCACAUAAGAGGGAAAAUAAUUACCUAAUCAUUACUGAGCAUGUAUUUGAAAGAAGAGAUUAUUUAGGAAACAUCAAGUUUAAUAUGAUAAAUUUUUAAUUAAAGGACCAGUGUGAAGGAUUUAGUGGCAUCUAGUGGUGAGAUUGCAGAUUGCAACCAACUGAACAUCCCUCCCCUCCUCUUCCAAGCGUGUAGGAGAAACCACGUUGGCCACGAAUACUCGCAAAAAACAUGAAAGACCCCCUCUAGAGCCAGUGUUUAGUUUGUCUGUUCUGGGCUACUGUAGAAACAUGG
Messenger RNA from Thunnus maccoyii (southern bluefin tuna), 1724 nucleotides. It is a transcript of the gene plaat1l, whose product is annotated as phospholipase A and acyltransferase 1-like. Gene Ontology annotation, cellular component: cytoplasm. Lineage: Eukaryota; Metazoa; Chordata; Actinopteri; Scombriformes; Scombridae. Gene Ontology annotation, biological process: N-acylphosphatidylethanolamine metabolic process. Bases 275 to 733 code for a protein of 152 amino acids. The record is from RefSeq and is a predicted model, not a curated record. Gene Ontology annotation, molecular function: glycerophospholipid phospholipase A1 activity; A2-type glycerophospholipase activity. The transcript has 5 exons.